GUAGAAGAAUGGAUAGUUUAGGUGUGAAUGGGACUGACAGAGGGGCAUUGGGGGUGGAAGAGUGAUGAUUGGGAUCAGAGGUGUUGGAAAGAGACUUAACCCAGAUCUGCCAAAUCCUGGAUCACCUCCUGCUAAAGCCCUCUCCAAUCCUAUACUUCGUUGUAAAUCCUCACUACCACACCCUAUCUCUCAUCCCCUCCCUCUCUUCCUUUCUAAACCUUGACCUAAAAAUCCACCACCCAGUCACUAAAUUCCUUCUAAAAACCCUCAAAAAGUCAACCUCCCUUGAAACCAGGCUCAAGCACAUCUGGUUCUGCUUCAGGUACAUCCUCCAAGUGUGCACUCAAUCAAAGCUUUGCCGCCAAAAACAAAUCGAGAUUUUAACUGGGCGAUGACUGAAGGAAAUUGAACAAGUGAGGGCAGUGGUUAAGGAAGAAGGGAGAUUUGGAGAAAUGGAAUUUAGUGUGGAUCAUUAUGAGUCGUUGAUAGGGGUGUUGUGUGGGAUUUUGGGGAGGAAUGGGGUUGAUGAGGAGUUUAUGCAGGGGGAGAAUGUGGUCAGGAGGUUGGCGAAAGUGGUGCUGGAUUUUACGUUACAUAAUCUGAAGGGGAUUGGUGGGGUGAGUUUGACGGUUUUGGAGAUUGUUGGGAGUUUGGAGCAUUGAGUUUCGGAUACUUAUCUUUUUAAAGGGAUAGUACAUCCGGUGACUCGUAGGAAUAAGUACCUAUACUCUUGAGUCUCUUUUAAUCUAUCUUCUUGACCUGUAGUCUUGCUCACUUUCGACUUCACAAUGGCAGAAUAUUUGAAUUAUCUUGAAUCUUCAAUGGGAAUCACUCUGGCCCAAUCCUUCACAGAUCCAGAUAACUUUCUCCUUAAAGAAUGGAGGAAGACAAAGGAUGCAUUCCUAGAACUACUCUGUAGCCUGAAGAGCCAAUUAAGCGAGCAAACUUGUGAGAACAUCCUAGUCAUCUGUCAGAAGAAAUUUGAUUUUUCCUUCAGAGAGAAAAUAGUUAAAGAGGGAAUCCAUAUUAUUGAUCAGAUCGGAGUAGCUCAAGUAGACCAGUUUAAGAAAGGUUUUGGGAUUCAGCAAGAGAUUUCAAGUUUUGGAGGACUCAAGGCUCCUCUCAGGUCAGGUCAGUAUGGAACUUUACAGAAGGGUUAUAUCGAAGAAAUUAAUGAAGAAUCGUACUUUAAACUUGAGUGUAAAGAAACCUACACUUGUGUUUUAUAUAACAACUUCAAAGAAUUCAUUGAUUACAAAGAAGCUCUUCAGGCUUCUUUUGAAGAAUUCAAGAAAACUUUACUUUCAGAUGAAAAGGUGAUAACUGGUUCAUAUUUUGCAAAACUACAACAAGUUUUAGAUUUACCUAGAGAGUCUAUUACAAGACAAGUUUUGAAUCAAUAUUUGAAGCUAAAAGGCCUUACAGAAACUCCAAUCUCCUCCAUUAUUCUUAGAGCCACUACAACCGAAGAACUUAUCGACCAGCAUCCUGAAGAAAAAUUUUCAGAUUGAUAUUACACUACAAACAAAGAAAUAUUCCUAGAAAUACUCGAUAUCCUUUCAGUAUGCCUAAAACUUCGCCUCUGCAUUUCAAGAAGAAAGGCUAUAUAA
Molecule: messenger RNA, 1610 nt
Organism: Moneuplotes crassus
Lineage: Eukaryota; Ciliophora; Spirotrichea; Euplotida; Euplotidae
Source: the annotation of a GenBank genome assembly